AUGUCACGGCGAGCGGGGUCCACCAAUGGCGUCGAGAAACAAAGUCCUGCGCAGCCCAAGGAUAAUGCUCAGUCGAAGCAAGCAAUGCUGUUAUCUCAAGACACAGGACAUUUUAGUCUGGUCAGGGCGCUUCAUCUCGCCGAUCUGAUCACUGAAAUGAAUGGUUUCUGUGGAUUCAUGUCAAUUCUCUCCUCGAUGCGUUAUUGUCUCGCAGAUCCAAGCGAUCUCACAAAUCUAUGGCUCGCUUUCGGCUUAAUGCCCUUUGGACUAUUCUUCGACUUUCUGGAUGGCAAGGUAGCGCGGUGGAGAGAGAAGUCAUCCCUGAUGGGUCAAGAGUUGGACUCGCUUGCAGAUUUGGUCACAUUUGGUGUCGCUACCGCUGCCGCCGGGUUCGCCAUGGGAUUUCGUACAAACGUCGAUCAGCUCUUCCUGAGCUUCUACGUUCUCUGCGGACUGACAAGACUAGCGCGAUUCAAUGUGACUGUUGCAAUGCUACCGAAGGAUAAGUCUGGGAAGUCAAAGUACUUCGAGGGCACGCCAAUACCGUUUGCUUGCUUGAUAAGCUUGACGGUGAUGACGGCUUGCGCUUGGUCUGGGUGGAUACAUGGAGAUAUCCCCUUGGGGACUUUCUUCAGUGGAACCGCGCUCGAGUUUCACCCCUUGGUGGUGAUCUUUCUCGUCAAUGGGGUUCUCAUGACGAGCAGAACAUUACACGUUCCCAAACCGUAA
Messenger RNA from Fonsecaea nubica, 729 nucleotides. Its product is annotated as CDP-diacylglycerol-serine O-phosphatidyltransferase. The transcript is spliced from 5 exons. Lineage: Eukaryota; Fungi; Ascomycota; Eurotiomycetes; Chaetothyriales; Herpotrichiellaceae. The coding region runs from base 1 to 729 and encodes 242 amino acids. Gene Ontology annotation, molecular function: phosphotransferase activity, for other substituted phosphate groups. The record is from RefSeq and is a predicted model, not a curated record. Gene Ontology annotation, biological process: phospholipid biosynthetic process. Gene Ontology annotation, cellular component: membrane.